GCCCCCAGCAUGCCGAGCAUCUUUUCCUACCAGAGCGCCGCAGUGGACUGGUGCGAAGGCAACUUCGAGCACUCGGAGUACAUCGCUGAAUACUACAACACGAUCAGCAAUAUCAGUUUUUUCAUCUUGGCACCCUUAAUACUGUGGCUCAAUUCCCCGUACAUGGAUUUCCGUCCCCUUCCAGUCCGAGGCCUCGCCAUCAUGGAGAUUUGCAUCGGCAUCUUCUCGGCCUAUUUCCACAUGACCCUGAGCUACGCUGGCCAGCUGCUGGACGAACUCUCCAUCCUAUGGGGCAUGGCGAUGUGUUACGCUUUCUGGUUCCCCACCCGAUAUUUCCCGGGGUUCAUCAAAAACAGGGAUCAGUUUGUGCGGAUCGUCCUUCUCGUGACUCUCCUCAGCACCUUGAUGUCCUUCGUGAAACCAGCCCUGAACGCCUACGCGCUCAACUGUGUCGCCUUCCACCUCCUCUACCUGACAACGCAGGAACUGAAACAGUGUAAAAACCCUCGGGUUCACCAUCUGGCUGCCGUGAUGGUGAUUUGGUGGGUCAUCUCCAUCGGCUGUUGGCUGGCGGACAAGUUUUUGUGCAGUUGGUGCCAGCAACUCAACUUCUGCUACCUUCACAGCCUCUGGCACGUUUUCAUCAACGUCACCCUCCUCUACUGCGCCACCCUGAUCAUCUACUUCGACAUCCUCUACGAAUCGCCCGCCUCCGAGCCUCGGUUGAUGUACUGGCCCAGCGAAACGAGCCUUCUGGCCCUGCCGUACGUCGCCAUCCUGAAGCCCCAGAAAUGGUGCUAGGCGCCAACUCCUCGGAUGCCUGGUUCUCCUGGCAUCGCGCCCUGCCCGCCUUCCAUUUGAACCAUCUGUUUCCUAUUUAUGGAGGCCAUGGCGGUGACGUUUGGCACAGGAUGCGCCAUGCCAAUGAUGGACAUUCCUAGCCCUCGAACGCUGGGGGGGCGGGAUUCUCUUCCCCAUUCGCG
Pogona vitticeps (central bearded dragon) is the source of this 983-nucleotide messenger RNA. NCBI's taxonomy places the organism in Eukaryota, Metazoa, Chordata, Lepidosauria, Squamata, Agamidae. The record is from RefSeq and is a predicted model, not a curated record.